GCUAUCGCAACAAGCUUGGAACGAGAGUGUCAACAUUAUUUGACAGAUGCUUUGAACAUAUCUGUCAGCUGCAAUGUUGCGAAAGUAGGGUAAAAUGAAAAUAAAAAAAUGUAAUUUCUGUCAGAAGAUCAAUUCAUUCUUUACAAAGGGCUGCGUAGUCCGCCAUAAUACUCAUAACAUUCAUAACUUGCAUACGGUUAUUACACGUUAUCUCAUUCCUACAAAACGAUCAUCUGGUCAAGGAACAUUAUGAAAGGCACAUCCUACACAGUGGUACCGCUACAUGAGAGAAUAGAGCUCACACCUCAGUGCUGUAAAUUAGUAAAUUCUGAAUGGCCAAGAAGCGAAGUUGCACGGUUGAGAAGCUUGAAUUCUUCGUGUGAUAAAUUUCCUACGUGUCUUCUGCUUUUGGAUGAUACAUAUGUCGUAGGGCAUUGUAAAAUAUCCUUAGUACCGAAUAUGUCGGACAGUUGUUUUAUAGAAUCUGUUAUAAUUGACCAAAGAUACAGAGCACGCGGACUUGGAACUAUGCUGAUGCAAGGUGCAGAGGAAUAUGUAGCAAAGCGAGGUAUUAUCAACGUUUUUCUAUCAACAAAGGGACAAGAGUACUUCUACAAAAAAAUUGGAUACAAGAUUUGCGACCCAGUAAGCUUAUAUGGAAACUCAUAUAUUACUGGUAAUGGAUUGCCUCCUAUUCCAAAGCAAGUACAAAAGGACUUAAGAUCAAACGGUCCAUCUCCGCCUCCUAUGCCUAUUAUACGAAAUUCUGGGUUUCCAUUUUCAACCGCGAAAACAUACAUGGUAAAAAAUAUGUGAAUUAUGAUAAUUGUUAUAAUACCGACGCUUAUUAUUAUUAAUACUGUCUGUAUUCCUUGUAAAAGAAAUAUAUUUUUGAGAUAUUUUUA
Diprion similis is the source of this 905-nucleotide messenger RNA. RefSeq names its product N-alpha-acetyltransferase 80-like. Gene Ontology annotation, biological process: protein acetylation. The record is from RefSeq and is a predicted model, not a curated record. Gene Ontology annotation, molecular function: N-acetyltransferase activity; acetyl-CoA binding. The coding region runs from base 250 to 816 and encodes 188 amino acids. The transcript is spliced from 4 exons. Gene Ontology annotation, cellular component: cytoplasm. NCBI's taxonomy places the organism in Eukaryota, Metazoa, Arthropoda, Insecta, Hymenoptera, Diprionidae.